Molecule: messenger RNA, 603 nt
Organism: Macrosiphum euphorbiae (potato aphid)
Lineage: Eukaryota; Metazoa; Arthropoda; Insecta; Hemiptera; Aphididae
Source: the annotation of a GenBank genome assembly
AUGAAGAAGGCUAUGGAAUUCAAGAACAAGAAGAUAACAAUCACCAUUGUAUUAAUUGAGAGCGAUAAUGAAAGCUACAAUAGACCAGUAAGUGACGAUGAAACCGAUGAAUUAGGGACAAUAGAUGAUGGUGACCAUGAAUUUGACAAUAUCCUGAACGUUAAUGAACCAAAUGAUCUUGGAAUUGAAGACAAUUUUCAGGCAGAAAAUGUAGAUGAUGGCCCUCUGUUGGAAAAUAUAGAUGAUCAAAUGGUGAACAUUCAACAAAAUGAAAGUGGAAACCAACAGGACAAUGAUUGGAAUGAAGAAGAUUUUAUUAUUGAAGAGGAAUUAGAUCCUGAUAUGAUACGGAUGAUGGAAACUGACCAUAGAAUAAGAAUGUUGGAAAUAGAAAAUUUACCAUUUGUUCAGGUUCCGUCUGUUCUUCCUCCAAUUACCAACUCUGAUCGAAUGUGUGUAGUUUGCUCUAUUUCAGAGAAAACGCAUGCGUUCAUACCAUGUGGACACAUAGCUGUGUGUGGUGAUUGCCUAAUAUUAUUAGACCCGCAACGCUGUCCAUUAUGUAACCAGCAAUUUACAGCAUUUUUAAGAAUUUGGUCAUAA